Closterium sp. Yama58-4 is the source of this 2109-nucleotide messenger RNA. Lineage: Eukaryota; Viridiplantae; Streptophyta; Zygnematophyceae; Desmidiales; Closteriaceae. The record is from the annotation of a GenBank genome assembly.
AUGCAUGCGUCCUCUCACACCCCCCAUCCCCCACCCCAUCGCCUUCCCGCUCGCCGCGAAACGCCCUCCCAUCCCCCACCCACUUUCUCCUCCCAUCGCCUGCCUCGUCGCCUUCGCACUCGCCCUCAAACGCGCUAUCCGCGCCCUCCCUCUCUCCCUUCUUCUCGCCCUUCUCUCCCCCCCUCCCCUGUCGAGCUCGCUUUCUCUUCCCGUCACAAUUCCCGUCGCCCCCUCCCUCUCACUCCUCUCACCUCCCCUCCGAAACACCCUCGCGUCACCCACCCCGUGUCUUUCCUCGCUUCCCAUCGCCUCCGCGCUCUCCCGUCCCGUGUAGAGGGCGGCGUGCACACUUGUCGCGGCGCGAGGGUUCCUUUUGGCGCCAUCAUCAAUUUCGGAUCGCGGCCAGGACUUUCCAUGCCCGUCCCUCACGACCAACAUUGUGUCUUCAUGCUUGCGACUAAAUACAUUCCCGACUCUCCAAACCUUCGCACUGUGACUUCCACUCCUUCCCCUUUUUCUGUUACGGCGGCGCGUGUCGAGUGCAAGGAGAAGCUGCCGCCGGUGGAAGACAUAAUAAGCGAAUUUACCAAGGGCAACACGCCGCCUUCGUCUAACACACAUCCUCUUGUGGUCGUGCAGGACCCUUCUCUGCUGAAAGCGCCCGAGCAGCCAGAGGGGCCCUCACAGAGGCCCGUUGCCGUCAUGUUCGAUCCUUUCGGCGAAAAUCGUAGCAUUGCCGACGCUGUUUUCGCUGAGAUUCAGAUCAUUCUCGGUCUCGCACUACAAGCCGCACAACCUUCUCUGUCAACGGAGGAGGUGGAAGAAAGUCUCCCACGUCUGCGCACUGUGUUAGCUCCGACCUACGGCUGCCCCCGCCAGGACAAUGAUUAUGACUGCGGCAAUCUCGAAGAGGGCCUACAGGCGCCUCUCACCUACGGUGCCGGGCAGUUGCGGCGGAACCUGCGCGCCGACGUAGUCCUCAUGGCUACGAAUCUUCUCAUUCAGGCCCUGAUCACGGAGCGGUGUGUCGUCCCGGAUCAGAAUCCGCCACUCAGGAACAGGGUAAACUCAACACUACCGCCGGAGUUUGUCGAGCUGGACAACAAGCUUCGGGAUGCUGUGGGUGAAAUCCACAACACUCAAUGCCGACUGAAGUGCGCCGAAGAGGAGACGGAGCGCGUGGAGGGGAAGGUGGAUGCCCAGGCCCGAGAACUGAUGGUGGUGUGGGCAGAGAUUGAACGACUACGCGCCCUUGUUGGUCCGGCAGAGAGAACCCCAGCCUUGCACUCCCCUACACGUGGAGCCUGUUUCGUAGCCGCUAUUCAGCGGGCUACCCCCGACGAGGGCGGAGAUGCAGUGUCACUGCGUGCUGCAGAUGCCGUUGUGAGAAACCUGAUACUGAACACCCAACCGCUCGAGCAAUCACUGAACGGUGUGGCACAAGCCGGGCAGGGACCGCGGCCCAACCUGUUUGUCCCCGCGGGCGCCGUCUCCGAGGUUAAUUCCGCCGCGAUUGCAGUGCAUGGAAGGCCGCGUGAGACACAGGGCGAAAGUCAGGGGCCUGAAGGGUCGCGUGUUGGGUUUGCCGGCGUUCACUUGGGGCGCGAUGGGCUAUGGGUGGCUCGUCUGGUUACAGAUCCCAAGGCUCCAACCACCAUUGGGCUCGGGUCUUGGGAUGACCAGAUCGCAGCCGCAAAGGCUUUUGCGGCAGCAGCAUAUGUGGUGCGUCGUGACAAACCAGUGCGCGGAAGGGUGCUCCCACUUUUGCCAGAAGAGCAGGAGCUUCUGAGAGGUUGCACUACACAGCACGUCAUUGCCCUCUCCAGGGUCCGGGCAUGGGGCAGCUGGACGCGAUGGCGCCAGGAGACAGAGGCGAGGGGAAUCGUUAUUGCCCCCCCGGCAGCAGCUGACAGUGCACCUGCAACGGCUCCAACAGCCGCGGAUGUCAUCGCCGCUGCAGGUGUCGACUUGCAUGCGCAGGAAACCCAUGACUCCGCUCCUGGUGGCAAUGCAGCCGGCGCCACAGCAACCGUCGGACUCCCGGCGACAAAUAACGGUGAAGCCCCUCGUGAGAAUGCGCUUGUGGUGCAGAGCGAUACGGCAUCUUGA